GAUUUCUGUACUUACCAAUUUUGUUGCAGUUUUUGCUGCUCAGCAAAGCCCAGAGAACCCCAAUUGGUUCCAGGGUGUUUCUUUGCAUGAAGUUAUGCAAAAGUUAUCAGACAUCAAUCCCUCAAGAAAUCAGAAGGCUUCUCUCCUUAAUGUUAUACUUAAACGUUGUCAGUUGCAGAUGCAUGACAUUCAUCUGCUAGUUCAGUUUCCUGUCUCAAAUGAUUCCUUUGGAUGUUUGUGUGAGACUAAGGAGCUUAAUGCAAAAUCUCUGUAUGCUGAGGGUCGGUGUUUUCUGGGAGGGCUUAUCAGUUCACUUUUUGCUCCUUCGAAAGAGAGCUCUUUCAGUCUUGAUCUGAAAGGUUUUCAGAUUGGGCUGAAGAGAAGAGAUCACAUCAGCUGUCCUAUACUUUUAUUGGAUCUGUUCACUCGCCUCAAAUUGAAAGAUCUUCAGCUUAUGGACUUCAAUCUUAAUGUUCCAGAAUUAAGUUUUUCAAUUUCUCCGGUAGAGCUUCCUAUUAUUUUAGUGUUUUAUACACUCUCAUCCUAUGAAUCCAAUUCUGUUAGAAAUGGUAGUCACCUAUGGAACAUAGCUGCAAGCAGAAUCAGUUCUCUGAUUUCUACUCGUAGAUGGUCAUUGUAUAAAUUGGUUGGUAUUGUGUGUUUGUGGUUACAGUAUGUCAAUGCUUAUGAGAAUCUACUUAUAUUAGUUGGAUAUCCUGUGGACGACAUUAUGAAAAGAUCUUCUGUUAAGAUGUCUGAGGAUGACAUAUUUGCAAUAGCUGUUAAAAAACAAUGGAGGAGUGUUUCUGAAAUUGAAAAGAAGCUGCCUGCUGAGGCUAUUGCAUGGGCACGGCGAAUAGCUCGUUACAGAGCAGUAUUAAGUAUUCAACAGACGAAGAAUUGUUCUAAUAAAUUGCUAGUCACCAGUCGCUUCAAAUUCUUCAGUAGGGUCCUUAUACUCCUAAAACUUAUUUGGAGUGUUAUAUGCAGAACAUUCAACUCAUUAAUAAGCUUGCUUCUGCAUAUAUUUUUUGCUGAUCAUCCACAGAUUGAUGAACAGUUUGGAGUUGUUUCUGAAGAUUUUUGUGCACAAAGUUGCUUCAGUGUAAGCAUGGGAAUAAUUUCAAUUUUUAUCUCCCCAGUGAAUAAGGUUCAGUCUCUUGUUGGUGGGGAUCCAAUCUCAGAUGUUGGGAGCUCAUCCUCAGAUUUAUUUUCAUUUUGUGUUUCAAUUGAUGGGUUCGUCUUAAUGUACACAGAAAACAUUUUUGAACAGUGCUUUUCCAUUUCAUGUGGGCCUUUGACGGUUACGUCCUCGUCUCCCACUGACAAUGGUGAGUUGUAAUAUACAUCUUAUGUUUUAUAGCUGUAACACUUCUACCAUUAUUAAUUUAUGCACUUUACCUAAUUUGGCUUCCAUAUUUUGAUACAGGCAUCCAGACCAGUGAAGAUUACAGAUUCUAUGCUAUAUCAACUGGGUUCAGUGAAUUUAGUAUCAAGGACAAGACAUCAAAUUAAAUCAAAACUCAGGGGGUUUGUCUUAAUGUUUUUCCUGUUAUUUUUUGGCGAAUGUUAAAACAUAAUUUGUGGAUAUGUUAUUUUGUAGUUAAAUGGUAA
Messenger RNA from Camellia sinensis, 1614 nucleotides. The record is from RefSeq and is a predicted model, not a curated record. NCBI's taxonomy places the organism in Eukaryota, Viridiplantae, Streptophyta, Magnoliopsida, Ericales, Theaceae.